Molecule: messenger RNA, 747 nt
Organism: Lasiodiplodia theobromae
Lineage: Eukaryota; Fungi; Ascomycota; Dothideomycetes; Botryosphaeriales; Botryosphaeriaceae
Exons: 2
Coding region: 1-747 (248 amino acids)
Source: RefSeq, a predicted model, not a curated record
AUGCGCGCUACUUUCCUUGCUGCCACUGCAGCAUUUGCAGUUUCCGCUUUAGCCUACCCACACGCUCAUACCAAGCAGGCAAACGUCACGGAGCAAUGGGGAUCCUGGAUCGUUAGCAACCUCAGCUCCAGCUACCCUCCGUCUGGGAGCCACAAAUCUCUUGACUUCCUCAUUCAAUACGAAUCCCAGGCGGAUAGCGUUCACUGCAGCGCCUACUUCCCGGGAACAGCACAGGGCAUCGGACCCAACCAAUCCUACACUCCGUGCGAUGACGAGGCGGUAUCGUUUACUUCGGAUUUGUCAAUCGGCAAUAUCUGGAUAUUUCAGAAGCUGUACCAGCGAAGUGCCAUCGUCCUACUGAAGGGAAAUGCUUCUCUGUCCCUGUACGGAGGCAACUGCACCACCAACGCAGUCGGUGGCGGCACGUGCUCUGGUGCUCCUUUCAAAGUACCCGUCACAUCUGUCAGCUACCAGCUUGCGAAUGGUACCAUCAUCGAUGGCAACAACACCUCUUCGGCAGGCGACGACACUCACGGAGAUUACGCGGAAGAGGACAAUGACAAGCAUGGCCAAGGCUACGACGAUGAUGGAGAUUAUGACAAUUCUACAGACGACAGCAGUGACUCUGGAACCGCGACUUAUACCGAAGACACUUAUGUUCAAGAAGAGAGCACCGACUCGGGAGAUGACGAACCAUAUGAUGGGCAAUAUCACCUCCAUAAAUUUUUCAUACUUACUCCAGAGUAG